This is a messenger RNA of Syzygium oleosum, 865 nucleotides long. RefSeq names its product 22.0 kDa class IV heat shock protein. Lineage: Eukaryota; Viridiplantae; Streptophyta; Magnoliopsida; Myrtales; Myrtaceae. The coding region runs from base 107 to 715 and encodes 202 amino acids. The transcript has a single exon. The record is from RefSeq and is a predicted model, not a curated record. Gene Ontology annotation, biological process: response to heat; protein complex oligomerization; protein folding.
AAGCACGUCCCACUCAGUUCACUUCGCUAAGUAAGCUCAUCUGAAGCCAAACCCGAAAGAGAUCACACACUCGCCCGACUGAACUGAACCCCGAACAAGCGUAGAAAUGGCAAACCGCUCGCCAAAGCUGCUUCUGGUACUGUCCCUGCUCUUCGCCGUCGCGUCGAGCUCGGAAGGCUCGCUCUUGCCCUUCAUGGAAGCGACCACCCGGCCGGGACUCGUAGGCAGCUUCCUAAGCGAUCCCUUCUGGGCUGACCCGUUCCGGGUCCUGGAGCAGGUCCCCUUCGGGGCGGACCCCCUUUUGAGGGACGCUGCCGAGGUUCCGGCGCCGGCGAGGGUGGACUGGAAGGAGACGCCGGAGGGGCACGUGAUAAGGAUGGACGUGCCAGGGCUGAAGAGGGAGGAGAUCAAGAUCGAGGUGGAGGAGAACCGGGUGCUCCAAUUGAGCGGCGAGAGGAAAAGAGAGGAGGAAGAAAGAGAAGGCGAUCACUGGCACCGGGUGGAGAGGUCGUACGGCAGGUUCUGGAGGCAGUUCAGGCUGCCGGAGAACGUGGACUUGGACUCGGUGAGGGCGAAGCUCGAGGACGGCGUGCUGACGGUGACGAUGGCCAAGUUGGCCCCCGAGAAGAUCAAGGGUCCGAGGGUGGUCGGCAUUGAAGGAGAAGCAGGGGAAGAGCCACCGAAGAUCAAGAGCGACGCCAAGCAAGAACUCUGAGAGAACGAAUGAAAAAGUUGUUGUUGUGAACCGUGACGUGUGAAUGGGGAAUGCGCAUGUUUACGCAUAUAUGUGCGUGGUAAAUUUCGCUCGCUGAACUUCCACGAAAGCCAUGGACAUGAAGUAGCAAUAAAGAGUUUUAUGUCUGUA